UCAGUGCAAAACAACUUGGACGAGUAAGACGGAGCCAUGGAUUUUCUUCCUUUCUUCUCUUUAGAAGUGUGGAUUCUACUGAUCACAUUCAUUGCCAUAUUUGUUAUGUAUGGCUACUGGACAUAUGGAGUAUUUGAGAAGUUGGGGAUCCCUGGUCCCAAGCCAGUGAUGUACUGGGGCACAAUGAGCAGACAUAACCCUGUUUACUACUUAGCUGACAACGAGUGCGCUCAAAAGUAUGGGAGAAUAUGGGGCAUGUUUGAGUUCAGGAAGCCAAUGCUGGCUGUGAUGGAGCCAGAUAUGCUGAAAACCAUCCUAGUGAAGGAGUGCUUCACCUACUUCACCAACCGCAGGAACUUACGUCUGAAUGGAGACCUAUAUGACGCAGUGUCUAUUGCUGAGGAUGAUCAGUGGAGACGGAUUCGUAACAUCCUCUCCCCCUCCUUCACCUCUGGUCGUAUAAAAGAGAUGUUUACCAUCAUGAAACAUCAUUCCCGCAAACUGACAGACAAGCUGCAGUCCAAGGUGGACAACGAUGAAGUAAUUAUUAUAAAAGACUUCUUUGGACCCUACAGUAUUGAUGUCAUGGCAAGCUGGGCAUUCAAUGUGGACAUGGACUCGAUCAACAACCCUUCAAGUCCCCUAAUCACCCAUGCCAGGAAGAUGUUUAGAUUCUCCGCCCCUCUUUUCAUUUUCCAAGCAUGUUUUCCCUUCUUUCUUCCUCUCUUGGAGCUGCUGGGUGUCUCCUUUUUCCCCAAGCCCUCUACCGAUUUCUUCAAAAUGAUUGUGGAGAAGGUCAGAGCAGAACGUAAUGGGAGCUCAAACCAGAAUUCAGAAGAUCUCCUUCAACAUUUGAUCAACUCUCAAGCGCACAAUAAGGGUCUUACUGAUCAUGAGAUUCUUUCUCAAGUGACAAUGUUUGUGUUUGCUGGUUUCGAGACAAGUGCCAGCACUCUCGGCUUCUUGGCCUACAAUUUGGCAAGAAAUCCUCACAUCAUGAAACGCCUGCAAAAGGAGAUAGACUCCACUUUCCCGAAUAAGGGUCCAGUCCAAUAUGAAGGUCUGCUGCAGAUGGAGUAUCUAGACUGUGUAGUCAGUGAGUGUCUGAGGCUCUACUCUCCAGCUGCACGUUUAGAGCGAACAGCCAAAGAAACUGUCAAGAUCAACGGAAUCACAAUCCCAAAGGACAUGACUGUUAUGAUUCCAAUCUUCGCUCUGCACCGUGACCCUGAGCUGUGGCCAGAACCGGAAGAGUUCAAGCCAGACAGAUUUAGUAAGGAGAACAAGCACAACAUCAACCCAUACACUUACCUGCCGUUUGGUGCUGGGCCAAGGAACUGUUUGGGGAUGCGAUUUGCUCUACUGAUGGUUAAACUGGCCUUGGUGGAGGUUUUGCAGAACUUCAGCUUCUCAGUCUGCGAGGAGACAGAGAUCCCUUUGGAGAUGGAUCCCGCAGCCUUUGUUGGACCCUUACGACCAAUCAAACUAAAGCUGGUGACACGUUCCAUCGCCUCAGAAAAUGUGGACCAGUGCAACUAGGAAGGACUUGGACCUGACAAUGAUAAAUCUUGCAUAUCAAAUGUUUACAAUCACAUUAAUAAUCAGUAUAAGAAUAUACUUUGUGAAACCUGUUAUCUUACAUUUUGUUUUAACGGCAAUCGUUUAACACACACACAUAAACUUUCACACAUAUCAUUUUCCUGU
Molecule: messenger RNA, 1704 nt
Organism: Toxotes jaculatrix (banded archerfish)
Lineage: Eukaryota; Metazoa; Chordata; Actinopteri; Toxotidae
Product: cytochrome P450 3A30-like
Exons: 14
Coding region: 37-1539 (500 amino acids)
Molecular function (GO): heme binding; iron ion binding; oxidoreductase activity, acting on paired donors, with incorporation or reduction of molecular oxygen
Source: RefSeq, a predicted model, not a curated record